UUGAACCAUUGCACAGAGGUCUAGUCAGAGCUCACGACGGUCACAUUUUAAGUUUAGAUUCUUCCGGAAUUUUACAAUUCAAAUGGGAUGUCAAGAAUGAUAGCCCUACAAUGUUUGAAAUUUCAAAAGAUGGUGAACUUCUUGAUUACAAAGGAGAACGUGUUUAUUGGAUACCAAAAGAUGAUGGAUUAAGGGAGAAAAAGUAUUGGUUUAAGGUUGAAAAGUUUGGACCUAACGAGUUCUUUUUAAAAGCAAUGGUAUCGGAAAAUAGAGAAACUGGAAAAUAUCUUGCGUUUACUUUAGAAGAUUUGACAUUGAAGGAUCAAACUUCAGCUUCAUCUGAAUUCAUUAUUGCCAAAGAAGUUUAA
This is a messenger RNA of Dentiscutata erythropus, 368 nucleotides long. NCBI's taxonomy places the organism in Eukaryota, Fungi, Glomeromycota, Glomeromycetes, Diversisporales, Gigasporaceae. The record is from the annotation of a GenBank genome assembly.